AGCUCCACCAUCCUCUCUUAUAAGUGCACAUGGCGGUAGGUUUUGGCUUGUAACCCACCGAACCUUUCUCGGAACCACUUGAACAUCUGGUCAGAGCAACUCUCACUCACUUGAGUGCUCGAUCAUGUUCUUCACUCGCUCAGUACUGGCUUCCGCCGCCAUCCUCUCCUUUUCUGCGAUCACCGAAGGCUCGGUUCUGCAUCGUACGACCGAGGAGCAUAUCGAAGUGAAGAAUGUCGCCGCCGACGAGGCUCAGGGCGCGUGGACUUGGAGGAGUCUUUUUGGAAAGAGACAGGAUCUGAUCUUGGACUGCCCCAAUGACCAGUUCGCAGCCCUUCUCGACCACGCCCCGAACAACGACGUGCAGGGCUUCUGCAAUGACUGGCUCAACCUUGACGCAACGACCGUGACCACUGAGUUCACGCCUACAGUCACGGUCACGACUAGCGCAUCCGAGACCACUACACAGACAACAACCCAGCGCACUGUUUUGACCACAACUGUCGUCGAAUCCACGACAAUAACUGCUUCGGCAUCCGUCCGCCGCCGCAUGGUUGCCGCUGCUGCUCAGAUUGAGUCCAUUGCCUCGUCCAUCGUCGAAUCCGUGAUUGCUAGCGGAGCACCAGCUUCGACCGCCGAGGCUACUAAGAAAGGAGCCGCCAGACUGGCCGCUGAACGGGGGCUGGCAACGGCUUGCUCGUGCAAGCAGGUGCAGCCCACAUCUACCGUGACCGAUACCUUCACUGUUCCUGCUGUGACUACCACCGUCGGUGUCCGAGUUCUCAACAUCAUUCGACAGACUGAGACCAGGACCUACACCUCGACUGCCACUGUUCGCGAAUCUGCUACCGCUGAGGCUUCUGGCGAUGCUACCUCUGCGACGUCCAGCACGGGCUCCGUCAGCUCUCGCGCCGAUGCAGACUCCAGCUCAAGCGCGGCCGCAGAAUCCAGCGCAGAUGCAGCCAGCAGCUCAAGCGCUCCUGAAGACUCCAGCUCGUCAUCCGUCAGCAGUGCAGAGGAAUCAUUAAGCGCGCCAGCUAUCACCACCGUACCCAUCGCUCCUACGUCAGUCGAGGCUGGAAACUCGACCGCUACCGCUUCUGAGGGCGCUGUCGUUACCGCGAUUCCCUUUUCUUGCGACGAAGAUGAUGUGAACAAGGACAUCGAUCAAGUUGUUGGUGGACUUCGUCUCGGCUACUCUGUAUACUGCAACACCGAGCUCAUCAGCCAAGAUCGGGUCGGCAGGCCCAUUCCCGUCACUGACGCAACCUCUUGUGCUGCGCAGUGCUCCCUCCUCAACUCCCAGGGUGCACAAGAUGCCUGUCAGUCUGCCGUGUUCACACCCUCCAACGCGACCGAUGCGAGUACCGGUGGUACUUGCGAGCUUUUCACAGCUGCGGAAAACAGCGGGAUGCAGACUUCACCGGCCCCAGGAUCAGUUGCGAUUGUUCACACCGGCACUUUUGCCAACGGCGAUGAGUGCGCUGCUCUCAAUGCUACCACUUCCUCUAUUACCCCAACCAUCACCAAUGGUCCAAUUAUCAUCGAGACUCCUGGCCUCGUCACUCAGAGCUCUGGAGGUGGCGUUUCGCGCACUUACGUCUCAGCAAACACCACCGACGCUCAGGGAUUCGUCCACUACAGCUGGUACGAGAUUUACGCAUCGUCCGCAAACUGGUGGGCCGUUUACGAGACUUCCUGGGCCUGCUCCGCCACGCUCACGCGUACGAUCGAGCAGCCGGCUACCACGGUGAUCGAAGGCUCGACGAUAACCGCAAUUAUUGUGACUACAAUUAUCGGUAACGGGUACACAACAAUCAUCUCUGGCGAUAGCACUACCACCAUCAGAGGCGGAGGCGGCGCAGGAGGCGCUACCUUCGUCCCUGCCUCUACAACUGGUGGCGAUGCGGGUCUGACCACCUUCUUCUCCACUGCCGUGCAGGCGUCGACUGGCUCCGACGGCAUUGUUACUCCUACACCAGCACCCUCGGUUGGAGGUUCGGGUAACGUGACCGUCAGCGAGGAGUUCUCGACCUUCUUCUCCACCGGAAGCGCAGGUAUCAUCUCUCCAAGCGCAUCUGCCUCGCUCAAUGCUAGCAUCAGCGGCUCUGUCAGUGAGGAGGUUGUUGUUUCCUCCACUGCCACCACAUUGACGAUCUCCGGCGCGAACUCUACAUUCCUGUCCACCGGAGGUAAUGGCGUUGUUACCCCGACCGAGACCCCUAUCUUAGAGACAAUCGUGUCCUCGGGUGCUGCUACGCUCACUCUCAGCGGUUCAAAUGCCACUGCCGCUUCCACAGGCGGCGGUGGAGUCAUCUCCCCUUCGUCAUCCGUCUCUGCAUCAGGGAGCUCGAUUGUGUCCAGCGCCACCACUGACGAGGGAGAAUGGGACAGCGAAAACUCCUACGGGCCAAAGACUAGCGCUGUGGUUGUUGUGUCAAGUACCAUCCUCACCAUCACGUCGACAGGCGCCAGUGGCGUCGAGACACCGACGGCGGUCACUGCAGUCUCGUCCGAGACACUCAUCGUCGAGAUCAGCAACACCACGCUCUCAGGCAAUGGGUCUUUUUCUACUGCAACUUCCAUUGCGACUUUCAACUCUACAGGUGGCAAUGGCAUUGUCACCCCAACCGUUGUCACUGAAAUCAUCACGACUGCUGCGGGCGUUAGCAACUUUACAAGCAUCAUUGCCACUGCUACGGCGAAUAGCACUGGCGGUUUUGGUGUCGUUCCUCCUGAGAGCACGUUAGUCAUUACCGAGACCGCGAACUUUACCCUGCCCGUCCCCACACCCACCGGGAACUUCUCAACUGGCGGUGUCGGAAACUUCUCGACUGGAUCGGAGACAGCUUUCACGAUUUCCACAGGUGCAUCUGGUGUAAUCCCGCCAGCGUCCGCCAACUCCACCUCGACUGGGCCACCGUUCACCAACAGCGAUGAUGAUCGUACUGGUACGUUCAGCCGCUCUACAGCCACAGCCACCUCGAAUUCUACAGCCUCGAGCGGAUUCGCUACACCCUCAUCGAACCUGACAACCGCCAUCGAGACUCCCAGCACCAACACUACUUUGGUGCUUACUGUACCCCUGUCGACCGGCUUCACAUCAACAGUCGAGAUUCCGAUUAUCAACUCGACCCUCGUCUCGGAGUCUGUACCCACUCCUACCCCUACCGCUCCAGCGAAUGUGACAUCGUCUAUAACCACUGACGAGAAGGAUCGCACCGGCAGCUUCUCUCGCAGCAGUUCCAUUGGAGUGAACACUACGUCCACCCUCACUCUCCCUGUAAGCAUUGAAUCGACCACGUCCGAGAUCUCUGAGACUACACCUCUGCCUACCGUGCCUCAGACUGCUCCUACUCUGGUCGUCACUGCCACUACGAACAUUACGCUCUCGAUUCCUAGCGGAGACGUAACUUUAAUCCCGCCGACAACUCGACCCUUCGAUAACACAACGGCACCGCUACCAACGCCCACUGGGAACAUUACUUCUGAGUCGCUGGUCUCGAUCAACUACUCGACCGUGCCAUCCUUCUCGACGGGCAAUCUCUCUACCAUUCUGCCACCGCUAUCGACCAGCAACAUCACGAUCGUCGUCCCUUCACCGACUACUAAUAUCACGAUUAUUGUUGAGACACCUUUUGUGCCGUUGAACUCCACUACAGCGCCACCCCCGUCAAUCACGGUCCCCCCAGCGUCAUUGAACUCUACCUUGUCGCUGCCUAUGCAGAACUCGACUGGUCCAGUAUUCACCAACAGCGACGGCGACCGCACUGGUCGUUUCAGUCGGACACUCUCUUCUGGUGUAAUUCUGACAACUGGUACUGGCGGUUUUGGCAGCAUCACAGCCACCCCGCCGCCUUUCCCCACCGGCAACUCUACACUGCCUUUAGGACCCACGGCACCGACGGCAGAAGCAUGCCCAAGCCCGACCGAGUUUUCUACUAUCACUAGGGAGGUGAUCAUCACUACCUAUACUGUUGAGACUGUCCCCAUCAUUGCUCCUACUUGCAUCACCUCUGAUGCAGAGGCGGCAGCUCCGACAGGCUUGAACGGGACCUUCCCGACGGACGGCAGCGCCACCGAGCCUACAGAUGCCUCCGUACUUCCCUCUGCUAUAGAGAGCCUUGCAUCAGCGGUUUCGAGUCUGACAGCGAGCGAUGCCGCACCCACCACUUCUGAAGUAGCACCUGUCGUUUCAGCUAUCCUGAGCGCUGUCUCGAGCGUCGUGUCUGAUGUUACCGCCCCGGCCAGCUCGGAUGUCCUCAGCGAAGCUACAGCUGCACCCGUGUCCCGCUUCCGUCGUUCUGGCACUCUUGCCACCCAAGAACAGAUUGGUGCUGCAUGCAAGGACACUGGCAACCUCGUCCUCUCGCCCACCUUCAAUAUCCAACCCAACAACAGCACUGAGGGCUGGUUCGUCAGCCAAUUCAACCCGACUAUUCCUAUUGAAUCAGUCACUCAAGACAACGGCACCAUUGCACGAUUCCGAUCCGCAUUCCCAGGGCAGACAGUAGCGCUUUCACAGCCCUUGACUCUAUGCCCGGGCACACAGUACGAGCUGACCGCACUUACACGACAAGCGGACUCACGGAGCGGAUGCUCGGUCCAGCUCAGAAUCGGUAGCAACUCUGUUUUCACCGCGACCCCGCAGACUAGCUGGGUCUCGCGUACAGAGCGCUUCACCGCCGGUCCUGGAGCUGAGGGCGCGAGCCAGGACGUGACCCUUGUGAUGAGCUGUGCUGGCUUUGCUGGUGCUGCAGUUGGUGCGGAUGCCGAGGGAUACAUGGUUGGCGAGGUCGGCGCUGUCAGUGUGUCAGCUGAACAGCUCAGGCAGUAGGGCUUGUACGAUCGACCAUGAGUAGGAAAGACGAGAAACAGGGAGGUUGAGGGGAGAAACGGAUGGAAAUUGGUUCAACAGAUAGGGCGGCGCUCUGGAUUUGGCGCCACAGUACACUCUUACCGCUGUUGGUGCUCCCCGUAUAUUGUUAGUAUAGUUCUGACCCACGCUUUCUAGCAUCUUACGAUAGUCACGAUAUGGAUAUGAAAACGAAUGCAUGCUUUGGAUA
This is a messenger RNA of Didymella exigua CBS 183.55, 5066 nucleotides long. RefSeq lists its product as uncharacterized. Lineage: Eukaryota; Fungi; Ascomycota; Dothideomycetes; Pleosporales; Didymellaceae. The record is from RefSeq and is a predicted model, not a curated record. The transcript has 3 exons. Bases 125 to 4837 code for a protein of 1570 amino acids.